AUGUCACAAAUCCCACUCAUAGCCGUUCCAGGCCAACUCCUCGGUCCCAGUACCGAAUACCUGCCAGGUCCAGGUACACACAUCCAUUCUUCGAAUCUGUAUGCCUCGAUCCUUGGACCCAUCACAACGAUUGCGCCGCCCAAACCCAGCUUCCCUCAAAAACGAGCCACGAAGAUUACACCUGCGGCCCCCGUGCCUCUCUCUACUAUUUCGAUUGAAAGAGCUACUUUUACUGGAGAUAAAGCGGAGAUUUUACCAGAGGUCAAUAGUCUGGUUUUAUGUCGCGUUACGAGGAUUCAGCAGCGUCAGGCAACGGUUGCGAUAAUGGUUGUGGGGGAGACGGUUUUAGAGGGGGAGUGGCAGGGCUUGAUUCGAGUGCAGGAUGUGAGGGCUACGGAAAAGGAUAAGGUCAAGAUUUUUGAGAGUUUUAGACCGGGGGAUAUUGUGAGGGCUGUGGUGAUUUCAUUGGGUGAUCAACAGAAUUAUUAUCUUAGUACGGCGAGGAAUGAGUUGGGAGUUAUUAUGGCGACGAGUGAGACGGGCAAUGCGAUGUAUCCGGUUAGUUGGAAGGAAUAUAAAGAUCCGGAGACGGGGGCGAGUGAGAGUAGAAAGGUUGCGAAACCAUUUUAG
This is a messenger RNA of Sclerotinia borealis F-4128, 630 nucleotides long. The record is from the annotation of a GenBank genome assembly. Lineage: Eukaryota; Fungi; Ascomycota; Leotiomycetes; Helotiales; Sclerotiniaceae.